AUGUAUUUAGAUUUUGACCCGAAGUCCUUGAAGGUAGCCCAAUUGAGAGGCAUCCUCAAUGAGUACGAUAUUUCAUUUCCUUCUAACGCCAAGAAGACAGAUUUAAUUAAACUAUUUAAUGAUGAGAUUAAGCCCAAUGCAUCGAAAUACUUGAAAGAGUAUGAGAAAUCGAUAAAAAACCUGAAUGAUGUUGGCUUUAUUAACGCCACAACAGGAAAGACGGUGCGUCGGUCGAAGAGAUCAACAUCUGCUGAUGUAGAGUUAAGUGAUUCAGAAAAAGAAAAGAAAUCCAAGGGAGCUAAGAUAUCUGAGCAGGCUUCUGAUAUUUCAGGGUUGGAAUCAGAUACCGAAGCAACCAAUGAAGCAAAGAAGACGAGAAAAAAGACCAAGGACUCCAAAAAAACCAAGAAGUCCUCCAAGGAAGAAAUAACCGAAAAGGUUGGUGCAAGCUCUGAUGCAUCAGAAAUUGAGAGUGGAGCCAAACAGACAAGUAGAAUUAAAGAUGACGAGAAAAGUGAUGUGAAGGGAACUAUUAACAGUGCUAUUAAAUCCGAAAGCUCAUUUACCAAUGAGAACGUUUUCCAAUCGCCACCUAGCUCUGCAGGUAUAAAGAAGACUAGAUCCCCUUCUAAUUAUAAAUCUCCUUCUACAUCUAAAAAGAGACAUAGAGAAAAUGAUGAAAAUCAAGAAGGUAGCCCCGAUACAACCAAAAAGGCUAAAGUUCCGUCCUCGAAGUCACCAAAGCCAUCGUCAGACACGAGAUUAAAAAGUACGCCUCAUAAAACAGGCCAUUUAUUUGAUGACAAUGAAUCUAGUGAUUCUGAUACAGACAUUUUUUCAAAGAGCAUCAUAAACCAAGUAAAGAGCCCUAAGCUUUCAAAGAUCAAAAAACCAUCAUCAAAAAAGUCUACGCCAGUUAAAGUCGAAAAACAAACUCCUGUUAAAAAGAGUACCCCAGGUGACAUAAAUGCUCUAUACCAAAAUAUAACACCUUCACUGCGCACCCGGGAAUCGCAACAUUUAUUGUCGGCUAAAAGCUCGUCCAAGAAAACCAAUUCAAUCAAGAAUUCGGCAAAAAAGAAUAAUUCAGCUAUAUCUGACAGCACAUUCUUAUCAUUAUCGGAUGAACAGGAUGACUUUGAUAAAGAGCAAAGUAAAAUAAAAUCAAGAGGAAAAUCAAGUACUCAUGAAACACCUAGUGGUGUAGACAUAUUGGCAUCGACUGAUUUGGCAUCGCAAUUAGGUAUUACUAUCCAAGGUUUACCUCCAAAAGACUUCCAAUUAAGUGAUAACAGCUUUGCUAGUAUUAAGAGUCAUACCCCUACGAAGAAGUUAUCCCCUCGUCCAAGAAAGCAUAAAAGUCAAAAGAUUUCACAAACAGAUUUGGAUAAAUUGAGCGAUGAUGAUGAUGAAGAUGAAGAUGAUUACGAAGAAGAAGAAAAAUCAGGCAAAAAAUUUGACAAAAUUCAGAAGGGUAUUGAGGAAGAGAUUGAAAAAUUGAACGAUGUUGUGGAGAAAGAAAAUAGUGUAUCUAUUAGAAAACCUUCUGCUUUAAACAUAUUCUCAUUUAUAAGUUUAUGGUUGAUCAUUUUAUCAGUUGGUUUAUCAGGGUACUGGUACAGAGAACAAACGUAUUUAAUUGGGUACUGUGGUCAAGAGAUAAAUCAAUCUACAAUUCCUCAAUCCAGUGAUUUACCUAACUGGCUAGUCCAAUUUGGAACCUAUUUGGAUAAUAAUUUUAAACCCAAUUGCGUGAAAUGCCCAGCACAUGCUAGAUGUUAUCCUUAUUUGGAAAUUGGCUGUUAUGAAGAUUUUGUGGAAUAUAAACCAUGGUACUUUGAUUUCAUACCUAUUAUUAACCCCAGUUUGAAGAAAUGCGUUCCGGAUACCAAGAAAGCUGAAAAAUUAGAAAUUAUGAUUGAUGUAGCAUUAGACUUAUUAAGAUCCAAAAAUGCUAAUAAGAAUUGCGGUAAGACAGCUGUGGACAAUUUUGAGUCAGGAUUGUCGGUUGACGAAUUACACGAUUUGUUAUUAUUAAUGAAGGCACCAUACAUUACAAAGGAAGAAUUUGAAGAAUUAUGGCAAAGAUCAGUUAUUGAAUUGGAGAAAGAACCCGAAAUAAUUGUAAGGCAAGUUUUUUUUUUUAAACGCUAUUAUUUUAAACACGGAAUUACUAACAUUUAA
This is a messenger RNA of Debaryomyces fabryi, 2184 nucleotides long. RefSeq lists its product as uncharacterized. The record is from RefSeq and is a predicted model, not a curated record. Bases 1 to 2184 code for a protein of 727 amino acids. Gene Ontology annotation, cellular component: nuclear inner membrane. Gene Ontology annotation, molecular function: chromatin binding. The transcript has a single exon. NCBI's taxonomy places the organism in Eukaryota, Fungi, Ascomycota, Pichiomycetes, Serinales, Debaryomycetaceae.